UCGAUCGCUCGUUUUGGUUUGUUAUAGAGAACCAAUGACGGAGGAGAGAAGAUGAUCGCCAUUUCCUUUCUCUCUCUAUCUCUCUGAUCAAUCAUCAACGGAUUCUGGCUUCCAUGGGCACAUUUCAGAGCUUCCGCAAAGCUUAUGGCGCUCUCAAGGACUCCACCAAGGUCGGCCUCGCCAAGGUCAAUAGCGAAUUCAAGGAUUUGGAUAUCGCCAUUGUUAAGGCUACCAAUCAUGUUGAAUGUCCGCCUAAAGAACGUCAUGUUCGAAAAAUCUUUACGGCGACGUCCGUUGUGAGGCCUCGGGCGGAUGUGGCGUAUUGCAUUCAUGCAUUGGCGAAGAGAUUGUCGAAGACGCGGAACUGGAUCGUUGCCUUGAAGACGUUGAUAGUUGUACAUAGGACAUUGAGAGAGGGUGAUCCAACUUUCAGGGAAGAACUUCUCAACUAUUCACAAAAAGGACACGUUCUCCAAAUAUCAAAUUUUAAGGAUGAUUCAAGUCCUCUUGCUUGGGAUUGUUCUGCAUGGGUAAGGACCUAUGCCCUUUUUCUAGAAGAGCGACUUGAAUGUUACAGAGUCUUGAAGUACGAUAUUGAAUCGGAACGUCUAACAAAAACAUCGCCAGGAUCGACGAAGGUACAUAGUAGGACACGCUUGCUGAACUCUGAUGAGCUACUGGACCAGCUACCCGCAUUGCAGCAGGUUCUCUACCGCCUUAUGGGAUGUCAGCCAGAAGGAGCAGCGUAUAGUAAUUAUCUUAUCCAGUACGCCCUGGCUCUCGUACUCAAAGAGAGCUUUAAAAUCUAUUGUGCAAUAAAUGAUGGAAUAAUAAACCUUGUGGACAUGUUCUUUGGCAUGCCAAGGCAUGAUGCAGUUAAAGCUCUCAAUAUAUACAAAAGAGCCAGCCACCAGGCUGAAAAUCUUGCGGAUUUUUAUGAAUAUUGUAAGGGAUUGGAACUUGCUAGAACUUUUCAGUUUCCCAUAUUGAAACAGCCGCCUCCAUCAUUUCUUGCAACAAUGGAAGAAUACAUAAGAGAAGCACCCCAGACAGCUUCUGUUAAUAAGAGACUGGAAUACCGAGUGGCAGAGGAGAUGACUGAGAAACCGGAAGAGCCUGAGGAACCUGCUGAAAUUGAAAAGGAGGUUGAAAAUGUUGACAACAAACCUCUUGAGGAAACAGAGGAAGAACCCCAACAGAAAGAAGAGAGCGUCCCUGAACCUCCACCUCUAAUAGCAACUGAGGAUACAAGUGAUUUUCUGGGUCUUAAGGAAAUAAAUCCUAGGAUUGCAGAAAUUGAGCAUAACAAUGCUUUAGCCCUUGCUAUAGUUUCAAAUGGGAAUGAUCCGUCUUCUGCAAAUCGUGCUUUGAGUGACUUUGGCGGUAGUGGUUGGGAGCUAUCCCUUGUUACCACACCAACCAAUAAUGCUGGUUCAACGGUCGGAAGCAAACUGGCGGGCGGGUUCGACAAGCUACUGCUCGAUAGCUUGUACGAAGAUGAACAUGCCAGAAGAAAUAUUCAGCUGCAAAAUGCAGGAUAUGGAACAUACGGUGAAAUGUAUGUGCAGAAUCCAUUCCAACAGCAGCACGACCCAUUUGCGAUGUCGAGCGGUAUAGCGCCUCCUUCGAACGUGCAAUUAGCAAUGAUGGCUCAGCAGCAGCAAAUGCUUUACCAGCAGCAACAACAGCAGCAGCAUCAUCAAGCGUUACAAACAAACGCGUUCCCUCAGCAACAACAGUUGCAUUUAGAUGAGUCUAUGAUGAUGGUACCUUAUCAACAACAGUUGCCUCAGAGCAAGUACCCUCAACAGCAACAAAUGCAGCAACAACAUCACCAACAAAUGCAACAAUUUGGUCAGUCUAAUCCUUUUGGAGACCCUUUUGUUCCCUUUCCUCAGAAUUCUGUGCCGCCGGGGGGAAAUCAUAAUCUAAUCUAGAUUUUUCAUUUUUCUUUUUUUUGUACCUUUUUCAUUUCGCUUCAAGUUCUUCUGUAAUCUUUUUUUCUUCCUUUUUAUAAUUUUUCAUAGGGAAAUUAUGAGUUCUCAGUGUGAAGUUGAUAAGUUUAUUAUGUGUAACUAAUUAUUAAAUAAUGGAAGCUGUAAUCUGAUUUUUGGGAAUA
This is a messenger RNA of Cucurbita pepo subsp. pepo (vegetable marrow), 2119 nucleotides long. RefSeq names its product putative clathrin assembly protein At5g57200. Gene Ontology annotation, molecular function: clathrin heavy chain binding; SNARE binding; 1-phosphatidylinositol binding. Gene Ontology annotation, cellular component: clathrin-coated vesicle; clathrin-coated pit. Lineage: Eukaryota; Viridiplantae; Streptophyta; Magnoliopsida; Cucurbitales; Cucurbitaceae. Gene Ontology annotation, biological process: clathrin coat assembly; clathrin-dependent endocytosis; vesicle budding from membrane. The record is from RefSeq and is a predicted model, not a curated record.